This is a messenger RNA of Paramuricea clavata, 4107 nucleotides long. NCBI's taxonomy places the organism in Eukaryota, Metazoa, Cnidaria, Anthozoa, Malacalcyonacea, Plexauridae. The record is from the annotation of a GenBank genome assembly.
AUGACGUGUUUCUUAUUCGUUGUAGGCUGUGAGAAAUCCGCAAUCGCAUCGACUUUGGCGUUGACGGGUUUGACUUGGCCUUGGCCAAGUAUGUAACAUGGCCACAACCGAAUUCACUUUUGACUAAAUUGAUGGUUAACUUGCAGGGUGCGAUAAUUCAAUAUUUUUAGCCGUACCUGACUGGUACUCCGACAACUUUUGCAGCGUACCUGAUCUGAUACAAACUUAAGAGUCAAGACGUACCUAAGACUACUUCCGAGUAUGCGUUUUUAUACCUACGUAUAGUUUACUAGUCCGCCAAAAGCUUUUGUACAAAUGAAUCUUUAACUAUGUCUAUAGUAUUUGCAGUGUUGUAACGAGUCACCUAUAGGUCGAGUCACGAGUCGAGUCACUUAAAGGUCGAGUCACGAGUCGAGUCAUUUCAGUUUCUGACUGCGAGUCGAGUCGAGUCAGUGGCUUCACUCGAGUCGAGUCAGCAGUUUCACUCGAGUCAAGUCGAGUCAUUGGUUUAAGUCGAGUCGAGUCAAUAGCUAGACUUUGAGUCAGGGAAUUUGAUCAAGUCCACCCACAUCCUUGUCCCCAGGGCCUCUCGGCCGCGCGCGUCCUCCCUAGGCCCUGGAACAUACGGAACCGGAAGUGCAAGUAAACUUGCAGUAGUUUCUAAAGCGCAUGGUCUUGAAUUGGGACACUUUAGCACCCGUAACAAUUUUCAAAGUGAAGUAUUACGAAGAAACGAAGUAUUUGCGUUGACAUAUGUUGAUAGAAUAAUUUUUCCUAGCUAAAACUGCUCAACUUCUGCGAAAUAGGAUUUCUCUGAGAAGCCAAUCAGAUCUCUCGCUUUAGUCGCCUAACCCACAGCCUACUUUUCAACGAGUGACCGAGUGAAAAUGGCUCUGGGGACGAGAAUGGUCCACCUCACGCUUUUUGUAAUGGUUCGCUACCUUAGCUUGCAGUUUGAAAUUAGUAAUCAAAUCUACGUUUUAAGCUAAUCACUUUAGUCAUGUAAUAACAGUAUCUGGGCAGCCAUAGGCUGUACCAAUAUCACAGUUCUAGUCAAUAUUAAGUACAACCACAUGAGAUGUCUCAUCAUGCCUGCUGAUCGAGUGUACGUAUAUACAACUAGCAUAACUUGCAACUGGAGUCAGAAUUAACAAAGAAUAGACUUUAAUUAACCAUGCUUUGUAAGUUAAUUUGAAAUUAUAUAGCACUUCAUAAAUACCAAAAAUGAAGAUAGUCGGUCAGAAUUAGCAUAAGUACAAAAAAUUUUGAGACUCCAUUUUAAAAGCUGUGGUACUAGCGUUGUUUCUAAAAACAGAAAUGUAAUAUAGGCAUGCCCGUCAGGAAUAUACUGUAUUCUAUGCAAAUCCCAUAUAUUUUCUGAUAAAGUUUCGAAGUUCUCAUUGUUCACAGGGCUCAUUGUUUUUCCCAAGCAACACAAUCACAAUAAUUUUGAUGAAUUUAUUCUCUACAAGUUGUAGCUGAGUUGACUCGAGUCAUUUACGGCAAAAUCAGCAAGUCGAGUCCGAGUCGAGUCAUUUGGGGCUGUUGACUCGAGUCGAGUCAUUUUUCGUUUUGGACUCGAGUCGAGUCGCUGAAAAUGGCAACUCGAGUCGACUCAAUGACUCGACUCGUUACAACACUGGGUAUUUGUACAACAUAAUAUAACAGUUUUCAAAGCGUCGACGUUGUGACUCGAAUGCCAUCGCUCAUUUACAGUGGAUUUCCCGAGGGUGCUAACAGUCUGACCUCAGCUACAUACAGUGUAGUUUUCCUCAUUGGGCCUAAAAAAAACCUGUGGUUCCGGUUUCAUAUCGCGAAAAAAUUAGGGUAGGUAGGUCGGAAAUAAAAAAAAAAUUUAAUAUUUUUUUCAUGGUUUUAGCGGUUUUUUGCUGGGCGAUUUUCAGUAGAGUCCCGACAUCAAUAUUAACUAGAGAUGCGUAGUUCCUACGGACGAAUUUAGGCAAGUUGGUUCAAUAAUUAUCGUGACAACAGACGCCAUUUUGGCACGUUGUACGAGCAGCCCGCAACCAUCCGGAGAAAAUAGGGUCGCACGGUCAAUCGCGUUGAAAAAAUAAUAGGGUGCGCAGAAAAAAAAUAGGGUUGGUCGGGAAACCGUAACCACAGGUAUUUUUUUAGGCCUUGGUAUAGUAUUGACAAUUAAGCCCAGGUAUCACCACAAAACGAUAACGAUACGAUAACUUGUAAACACGCGAUGAUUGGUAAAAAAUUAUGUUGGUGUCCACACUACAACGAAAACGAUAAAAUUAUCGGCGUUUGACGAUAACGAUUUUAAAAUCGCUCACCCGAGCGAUUUUUUUUCAGUCGGACGAUGACGAUAAAUGUUUUGAUCAAGCUCAAAGAUAACCUUUGGGCAUUUUUCAUCCCAAAAUAUGUCGGAUGCGUGGAAUUUACAUGCACAGAUAAAGUUCUUCACGGUUUUGAAUACUUUGGCAGGUUUGCUAGUUAUUGCUAGAAGGAAAAUGUAAGUACGCGAAUAACAAAUUUCCGCGUACCUACGUGGUACUUGCCUAAAAACAAAGAAGUACCAUGGAUUUGGUAUCAUUGGUGAAUGAGUAUGAUUGUCUUCAUACUAUCUUAGAUAACCAUGCACCGAUUAAAUCCCGGGAAAUUACAUUGCGCCCUAAGGCACCCUGGUAUACUAACGAAAUCAAUGAUAAGAAACGAAUUCGGAGACAACUUGAAAGAAAAUGGCAUAAAACAAGGACGAAUGCUGAUUGGAAUCGCUAUAAACAACAAUGUUAUGCUGUAAAUAAACUUAUCGACUCCUCAAAAUCGGCUUACUAUACCGACUUAAUUAAUAAUGGAUCAUCUGAUCAAAAACCCCUUUUCAAGACUGUAAGCAAUUUGCUGCAUACAAAUACGAUUAUUCGCUAUCCAUCUUCUCCUGACCCAAUGUCACUUGCCAACUCAUUUAGUGAUUUCUUCACUCAGAAAAUUGUUAAAAUACGAGGUGAUAUCGAAGAUGAACUCUUGAGUAAAAACAUAGAAAAUCCUAUACCUGAUGCUGAUUCAUGUCCUUAUGAAUUUCACACCUUCUGAGAGGUCGGAAAAGACGAAGUGCUCCAUUUAAUCCAACGUAUCGCAACUAAAUCCUGUUCUCUGGAUCCACUCCCGGUGGUCAUGCUAAAUCACUGUUUUAAAGACAUCUUACCCGUUGUAGUUAGAAUAAUCAACCUCUCCUUGGAAAGUGGUACAAUGCCUGACUCUUUGAAGAUUGCUGUUGUUCAACCGCUAUUAAAAAAGUACAAUCUUUCCUAUGAAGAAUUCUGCAGUUUUCGUCCAAUAUCAAAUCUGAAAUUUGUCUCGAAAUCUAUUGAGAAAGCAGUUGCUGUACAAUUAACUGAUUAUCUUACUGAAAAUCAUCUACAUGAGAAAUUCCAGUUUGCUUAUAAACCUUGUCAUAGUACUGAAACAGCGCUAUUGAGGGUUCAAAAUGAUAUCCUUCAAGCUCUAGAUAACGGUGAUUCUGUUAUUCUUGUCCUACUGGAUCUGUCGGCGGCUUUUGACACCGUGGAUCAUUUAAUGUUAUUAACAAGACUAUCGAAACGCUUUGGCAUAAGGGGUCGUGUGUUGGAUUGGCUUACCUCAUACCUUACAUCCAGGAAACUGUUUAUUCGUGUUGAGGGAACUGAUUCGUUAUUGAGUGAUCUUGAUUGUGGUGUACCUCAGGGAUCUGUGUUGGGUCCUCUGUUGUAUUCACUCUAUACUGCCCCUCUCGCGGAUGUGGCUAGGCGCCACAAUCUGCGCUUUCACUUUUUUUCUGAUGAUGGGCAACUUUACAUUGCAUUCAAAACGAAUGAUCGUGAUGAUUUAAUAUCAUCUAAGAUCCGUAUGGAGAAAUGUAUACUUGAAUUGGGAAACUGGUUGAUGUUGAAUAAAUUGAAACUAAAUAGUGGCAAAACGGAGCUUAUAUUAGUCCAUCACCCCAGUUCUUAUCGAAUUGCAUUGGUUACCUGUCCAAUACCGUAUUCAAUUCAAGAUUAUACUUCUUGUCUACAAAGCUGUUAAUGAUCUUGCUCCAUCGUAUCUGAAGGAACUUAUGCUGUGUCGUACUUCGCAGCGUACUCUUCGAUCAAAUGGAAAUGA